CUCGUCUAAACAAUUGUCCUAUUUCGUUGUUCAUAAUUUGGUACUCAUUGAACAACUGUCGAUUCACUCCGAUUGUGAUUUUCAGCGAUCCAGAUUACAAUGGCUUCUUUCACAAUAGCAUCUGCUUCUCCCUCGUCUUCCCUACCUGUGCAAACGAAGCUAAAGGUAAAGUCGAAGCUCCGCGGCUAUGGCCAGUUUUCGCUCUUUGGCCAGGAUUUCAUGAACACAACAAAGUCUCAUGGUCGGAUAAGAAUGGCUGCAACUGUUAAUGUUUCUCGUUUUGAGGGCAUAACAAUGGCCCCUCCUGACCCCAUCCUUGGAGUGUCUGAAGCAUUCCGAGCUGAUACAAAUGAUGUGAAACUUAAUCUUGGAGUGGGAGCAUACCGUACUGAAGAUCUUCAACCUUAUGUUCUUGAUGUCGUCAAGAAGGCCGAGAACCUUAUGCUACAGAAUGGAGAAAACAAAGAGUAUCUCCCGAUAGAAGGUCUGGCUGCCUUUAACAAAGCCACUGCAGAAUUAUUGUUUGGCGCUGACAAUGAAGUGAUUCGACAACAAAGGGUGGCAACUGUUCAAGGUCUUUCAGGAACUGGUUCUCUACGACUUGCAGCAGCACUGAUUGAGCGUUAUUUCCCGGGAUCAAAAGUUUUUAUUUCAUCUCCAACUUGGGGUAAUCACAAAAACAUUUUCAAUGAUGCCAGAGUACCUUGGUCUGAGUAUCGCUAUUACGAUCCAAAAACAGUUGGUCUAGAUUUUAAAGGGAUGCUUGAAGAUAUUAAGGCUGCUCCUGAAGGAUCAUUUAUCUUGCUGCAUGGAUGUGCUCACAACCCAACUGGUAUUGAUCCUACACCUGACCAGUGGGAAAAGAUUGCAGACUUAAUCCAAGAGAAGAACCACAUUCCCUUUUUUGAUGUUGCCUAUCAGGGAUUUGCAAGUGGUAGCCUUGAUGAAGAUGCAUCAUCUGUGAGAAUGUUUACUGCUCGUGGUAUGGAGCUUUUUGUUGCUCAGUCCUACAGUAAAAAUUUGGGUCUUUAUGGUGAAAGGAUUGGGGCUAUCAAUGUUGUUUGCUUAUCAGCAGAUGCAGCGACAAGAGUAAAAAGUCAACUGAAGAGGUUGGCACGGCCGAUGUACUCAAAUCCUCCCAUACAUGGAGCUAAGAUUGUUGCCAAUGUCGUAGGCAAUCCCGAAUUCUUCAAUAUGUGGAAACAAGAGAUGGAAAUGAUGGCAGGGAGGAUAAAGAGCGUGAGACAAAAACUUUAUGAUAGCCUUUGUGCGAAGGAUGUGAGUGGGAAGGACUGGUCAUAUAUUCUAAAGCAAAUUGGCAUGUUUUCCUUUACUGGCCUCAACAAAGCUCAGAGCGAGAACAUGACGAACAAGUGGCACAUAUACAUGACCAAAGAUGGAAGAAUAUCAUUAGCUGGGUUAUCCGCUGCCAAGUGUGAACAUCUUGCAGAUGCCAUCAUUGAUUCAUACUACAAUGUAAGCUAAGGUGAUUUAAGAGUGGAAGUACUUUUUCAUGGUCAGCCGGAGAGAAUUGUUGGCCCGUGCAGUUUUUCCAUCAGAGGGUUUAAACAACUGUUGUAAUAAUAGGUUAUUCAAUAUGAGGGUUCCCUCAUCAACUAGAAGAGCAAAUGAGUUGAGACAUUAUAAAUAAUGUGAUAAUGUUACGAAGUGAAGAAAUUUUGAAACUUGAGACAUUCUUGGGUGAUAGAUAUGUCAAACCCCUCAAAGUAAUCAGGGAGAAGCCUUCAUAGUAUUUAUUGAUCACGUGAUAGUAUUAGCUAAUGAAGGAAGCCUAGAAUGUUGAUUAAUAAGAUGGAAUGUAUAUAACCUUAGAUAUUUAGGAUGAUGAAGAAACUUAGGAUAUGUACUUGUAAAACAAAAACAUAUUUGGUGAAUUUUAAUCAUGUCCUGUAGACACCCAGACAUUAUGGGUAUGCAUAGUGCAGGAUGGAAUGAUUUUUUGUUCAGAAAAAAAUCAGAUACUCCAAACUUUGAAGUGUGAAAUGAAUGCUUCAAGUUGUGCUCUUGAAUC
This is a messenger RNA of Cuscuta europaea, 2032 nucleotides long. The record is from the annotation of a GenBank genome assembly. Lineage: Eukaryota; Viridiplantae; Streptophyta; Magnoliopsida; Solanales; Convolvulaceae.